This is a messenger RNA of Schistocerca gregaria, 3457 nucleotides long. RefSeq lists its product as uncharacterized. The transcript is spliced from 8 exons. Bases 48 to 938 code for a protein of 296 amino acids. The record is from RefSeq and is a predicted model, not a curated record. Lineage: Eukaryota; Metazoa; Arthropoda; Insecta; Orthoptera; Acrididae.
GCUUCAGUCCCACGGAAGCCGCCGACGGGAGCCGAGCGGAGCCAUGCAUGGCGCGACCGUGCUGCCGCCUGGUGCCGGCCGCGGCGGCAGCAGCCGUCUACGCUCUGGUGGCAUACAUUGUGGCCUUCACCAUUGAGCUGUGGUGGAUUCUGGAUGCUGAAGUCCGCCUACCUGCACCAGCAUAUCUUCUGUGUGCGGCUUACCUCCUGUCUUUCAUUCUAGCUGCUGUACUGCUCCAUGGCCUGACAGCAAAACGUUCCCCAUUAUUGCUAGUAUGGCUUUUUACUGCAGUAAUUUUGGCGCUUCCUGAGGCUGGACUUGUUUUGUUUCUCAGUCUCUAUUUCUGGCAGCUGACGUCAUUGAAUGGAAUGACAGAACUGGUCUUCUGGAUCUGUCGCCUAAUUUGCAAUGUGGGUGAAGUUGGCUGUGUUAGAGCCCUCUAUCGAUGCUGGCGUGAAGAGAAGCACCUUCUCCGAACACUUCACCAGUUACAUACUGUUUCGAGUCAAGGGAUACAAAAUGCUGCAUUUAUGGGUUCAGGUUCACUUGGCUCAUCUCCAAGGGCACCACACAGGGCAGUGGUCCCAGUGAGACAAGCUGUUCCUCUGCACCUUCCACUAGGCUCAGGCAGUGAAUUUGAUGCCUCCACUUUUCACACAGCUCUGCAAAGACAUUGGGCUGUGAACCCCACUCAGGUGCUACCUCAAAGGCCACCACGGCUAACACGGACUAGAUCAAUGGUGGAUAUAAGGACUUGGCAAGGGUCAGCCAGCAAUGGCCUUGUGAGAUCACAUUCACUUUUAGACCUGCGGAACAUAGAACUUGUUUCAAACAGACAGUGGCAUCCACGAAUGGGUCCUGGUGUCAUGCAUGGUAGCAGACCAUCACUGGCAGAUUCUAUAGAUGGUGCACAUCGACUACGUGAUGUGGCACUUUGACUGAUUAUAUUCCAUUUCGAUAUGUGAAUUUAUGCAGAACUACAUGAAAUAUUUAUAAUGACAGAAUGAAAAGCAAUUACAUUAAUGUACCUUUUCUGGUGCUACAGGCUGACAAACAUUUCAUAUAAUUAUUUUUGUACUUGUCUAAUUGUACAAAAUUUAAAGAUUAUAAUAAUUCUAUAUCAAGAACUGGUUAAAGAAACUAAGAUCCCAAGGAAGGAUGUCUUAAUUAUCUAUUAGACAUAGGCAGCAUCACCACAGAAUUCAUAAUAUUCUCUCUCUCUCUCUCUCUCUCUCUCUCUCUCUCUCUCUCUGACACACACACACACACACACACACACACACACACACACACAUGCACAGGAGGAUGAGGAAGAUGAUGUUAGGAGAAAACGAUACAAUUUUUCCUCUUUUGUGCUGGUAUUCAAAGCUAAGGUGCACACAUAAUGAAUAAUUAGAGGCACCAUGGUUUACUAGUCUUGUCCGCCAUAUAUACUGAGUAAAUAAACAGCUCUGGAUUUUAAUUUUUUAUUUGUUUGUGUUGCCUGUCAUACCAGAGAACGAGAAUGUCACAUCUGCCAAUGACAAUAAAUUCUAUUAUUGUAUGUUGUGAAUCUUGUUACUAUGAUUUUGCUUAGAAAUCUUUGUAAUAUAUUAAGUCAGUAACACUUAGGGAAAAAAAUCUUGCAUCUCUGAAUAAGGAUUAAUUAUGUUACUAUCCCUAAACUAGUCUGUAUCUCACCAGAGAAUGUUAAAUUUAAUUUUGUACUACCAGGGUUGCCACAAGGUCUGAGAAUCAGGGAAUUUAUGAUAUAUUACAGAAAUCAGGGAAAUAUUAGAGAAAUUUGAAAAAAAAAAACCACUGGAAAAAUCUCGUUUCUGUCUGAGUAGAUGAAAUGAUUUGUUUACCAAGAUGUCAUGCAUUGUCACUGGCUGGGCGCAGCUGAGUACAAGCUAUGCUUCCCUACUCCCUCAUUCUUACUGCUUCUGCCCUUUUUACCACUCCCCUCAGCUUGCAGUCAGUGCUGCCACCACUUUUUGUCAUUCGCCUAGCAGCUGCCAACUAGAGGCAGGGAGGCAUGAGAGUGUGUGUGUGUGUGUGUGUGUGUGUGUGUGUGUGUGUGUGUGAGCACUCUCGUUUUCUGUCAAAGACAAUGGCCAAAAAUUUAGUUGUGAGAGUGUGAUUACCUUUUCUACAUGCCUGUCUGCAGCUCAGCGAUCAUCUUUACAGUGAGUUGCUACCUAUCCUCAUUAGUAUUGAUUCUCGGAGUAUUCACACAAGGUAUCUGUUUCAUGGAUUGCUCUCCAUGGUCUCAUUUCAUCAACAUGGUGUCUAUGAACAUGAAUAGCUGGCCAUGUCAGUGGAAUUCCAUUGCGGGUCAGAAUCACAGGCCAUUUCUGUGGGUAUCUAACGGAUCGGGCCUGCCAAUCUGUAGCCUAUUGUUUUCCACUAAUGUGCAAUCUGUGCCCAUUGAAUUUAGUCUCACCAAUCUGCCUGUAGGCCAGGUCUGUUUGUGUGUGGCAUAAUGUGGCAGAUUUUCGUGAUUUAUCUGUGGACCCAGGACUGUGGUGCUCCUUGGCACGCCAGAUGCCACGGAUGAUGUAUUUCAGAAAUUGCAACUGUCUCACAAGUACAUUGUAUAGUGCAGUGUUUUAUAGAAAUUUUACUUAUUCUAGUACAUUUUGGCACUUCAGAAGUAGUUUAUAUAUUAGAAAGUACGGAUGAUAAGAAGAAAAUUGUGGCAGUUGCUGGCAGUUUGUAAGCUAUAUACUCAUGUAUUUCUUGAAAGAAAAAUCACACAAUAUCUGUAAAAUAUGACACAGUGGAUAAUAACCAACAAUAACAAACAUAGUAGAACCAACAUCUUAUUGGCGAUAGUGUUGAUUUUCAAAACUUUACCGCACCUUGUACACUUAUUUCAAGAGGACUACUUCUUUCUGAGGUUAUUUCUGAAAUCAGUGAAGGUAUUUUAAAUCUAUCUUGUGACUCCAAUGGAAUGAAUAUUUUUGUCAGCAAAUGUGUUUUGUUUUUUGAAAUAAAAUAACAUCAGUGGUUUUAAUGAAACAUAUAUGCCAUUUGGCUUGCUUUCGCCAUCUAGGAACAGUUCAUUACAAAAGAUGUUGAUGUUUACUUAAGAUUUUUGCUCACAAGUUUAUAAAUACAGAAGUCCCUUUUUUUUCAACUUAUGUCUUGACUUAGUCUUGAGCUCUCAGAAUUUGUCAGGGAAAAGUGCUAAAACUCGUUUGGAAAUCAGUGAAAUAUCAGGGAAUUUCCCUUAGGGAAACUUGUGGCAACCCUGAUUAAACGUUGCAGAAUGUUACAAGCUGCUGUUGACAUUCUGGAAAUCUGGCUCACAUUAUCACUUCAUAGUGCAACCACAUACUGCUGUCUACCAAUGAUUAAUAGUCAUUAAGGAAAUCAAUUUGGAGUGUACUGUAUAUUUUUGUAAUAUAUAUGUUGUUGAUGAUUUUUAUAUUUGUUUUGUUGUACAGAAAAGUUUACAUGAUUUGAAAGAUAA